CAGAGCCCGCCACCAUCCCCCCAAGUACAGCGCCUCAGAACGCACCAAAGCACGCGAAGCUCUGCCUCAGUGCACACUCAUAGCGACAUUAGCCUCAUAUAAUCCCCCACUUGACGCAUCGACCUCAUUAAGCCAUGGACGAGAGCAUGCAAGUCGACUCUGCGCCAGUAGCCGCGCCUGUCCCAGAGCCACCAACAACGCAGCCGACCGAGGUUACGAAUCCCCAACCCCCACCCCAGCAGGCCGCACCGCAGCCGCGAGAAUCAUUCCGCGAAAUCCAAGUCAAAGUGCACGUCCGACGACCCGACCGCGAUAACUGGACAUACCUGGGCAAGGGCCUGGUGACGCAGGAGCUGAACGGCCAUUCCUCCCGUGUCGUUGUGCGAUCUCUCAGUACCGGCAAGAUCCUGUCUGUCUUCGGCGAGGGCGUCGACCUCCAAGCAGAGAAGCGCGGCAACUUUGUCGUUAUCAGCUGCGUCGAUGGAAAUCGCGUCGUCUCCUGGUCUCUGAAUGCCCUCAACAACACCGACACCGUGCGCCUGAUGGCAAGCAUCGAACUUGCCUGCUAUAAAGUCAAGCAAGCCGUGGCAGAUCCCCGCUUCCACAACAAGUCCCGGCGCCGCAUCGAGCGCGUCAUCAAGGACGACCGCCGCAAGCGCCACCGCCGGAGGAAAGAGGCCGACGCCAUGGUCGACGCGUUCGCGAAAUCCACCAUAGCCGACGGCGACACCCCGUCUAUGGAGACGACGCCCACAGCGUGAAUCACCAUCAUAGUAGCAUUGUGUGCGCUGGUACAAGUGAAGAGAGGUAUGUGCCAGAAGGCGAGUAUGCUGCCUCGGCGCGCUUGUUACCAGGAGGACACUGUCUGACCGUCUAUGUAGCCCAAGUCCAACCCAUCUGUAGAAAUCAUCGCGCGACUCUUGACCUUCCUAUUGUUCUUGCUAUCGUCCUUGCCAUUAUCUAUACCUCAUUGUACCCGUCGUUGGUUAGUAGUUGGAAACACGAACAUGAUCAUCUUGAAUUUGUAGAGCGACUUCCCCGCGUGUAGGUUGACUUCACUACUCAGCGCUUCCGU
Schizophyllum commune H4-8 is the source of this 1075-nucleotide messenger RNA. RefSeq lists its product as uncharacterized. NCBI's taxonomy places the organism in Eukaryota, Fungi, Basidiomycota, Agaricomycetes, Agaricales, Schizophyllaceae. The record is from RefSeq and is a predicted model, not a curated record. Bases 135 to 761 code for a protein of 208 amino acids. The transcript has 6 exons.